UCCCUCGUCCAAAAGAAAAAAAGUCAAGCGGUGGGAGAAAAAACUUUCAGAUCGUAACCAUUCAUUUAAUUAUAAUCGACGGUUUAAAAAUCUUCGAUCCGCGUAGUCUCUUCUUAUUGGUCAAUAACUUAAUUCUCCAACAUAUAUAAACAAACAUCAACUUUCUUCUUCUUGAUAAUAAUAAUUCGUCAAGAAAAUUUUCGAUUUUUGCGGUAAAACAGCUCUUUUGGUGGUUGUUGUUGAAAAAUGGCUGGUCGUGGAAAAACUCUUGGAUCCGGUGCGGCGAAGAAAGCCACAUCUCGGAGUAGCAAAGCUGGUCUUCAAUUUCCGGUUGGUCGUAUCGCUCGAUUCUUGAAAGCCGGUAAAUACGCCGAACGUGUUGGUGCUGGUGCUCCGGUCUAUCUCGCCGCCGUUCUUGAGUAUUUGGCCGCCGAGGUUCUUGAAUUAGCUGGGAAUGCAGCAAGAGACAACAAGAAGACACGUAUUGUUCCUCGCCAUAUUCAGCUCGCGGUUAGAAACGAUGAGGAGCUAAGCAAGCUUCUUGGAGAUGUGACGAUUGCUAACGGUGGAGUGAUGCCUAACAUCCACAAUCUCCUUCUCCCUAAGAAGGCUGGUGCUUCAAAGCCACAGGAAGAUUAGGUCUUUAACACAAUGAUAUAGAACACGUCUCUCCUCUGGCUUUAGAUCUAAUAACCUAAUAACUAGCUAUAUAGAUGGUCACUUUUUUUAUCUUUGCUUUUUAAUUCCUUUAGGGAUUUGUUUCUUUCUGUUUCAGUUUGAACAUGUUGUUUCAGUUUGUGUGAAUAUAUGAAAGUAUUUUGCAUAAUCAGAAUGGUAAUCUCUUUCAAAGA
Messenger RNA from Arabidopsis lyrata subsp. lyrata, 851 nucleotides. RefSeq names its product histone H2A.6. Bases 247 to 639 code for a protein of 130 amino acids. Gene Ontology annotation, cellular component: nucleosome. The record is from RefSeq and is a predicted model, not a curated record. The transcript is spliced from 2 exons. Lineage: Eukaryota; Viridiplantae; Streptophyta; Magnoliopsida; Brassicales; Brassicaceae. Gene Ontology annotation, molecular function: protein heterodimerization activity; structural constituent of chromatin; DNA binding.